GACUUUGUCAACUAGGUUGAAAGGGGUAUUAAUUUUGCAAGCGUUUCAAAGGCUCUUUGGUCUUUUCAUCCCAAACCCAGCCACAGACCCACCCAGCCGCGCGGACUUCCGCACCGUGCGCCUCUGUUAGCACGUCUCAGACUCUGGAGCUGCUAUCGUGCGCACAUCGAAUCUAAACACCCCCCAUCUCAGACUGUGAAACUGUUUGGAUUGAAUUAAUCAGGUGCCUCCACUUACAACAAGGCAAAUAGGAAUUGAAUUGAAAUAAUCAGGGGCCUCCGUUUGAUGCAGUACAUACGGAGACGGGCAAAAUCUCCGAUCACCUCUGCAACAAAAGUUAAGAAUCUUGAGGUUUCUGGUGCAAGAUGGUGAACGCUGUUAAAGGACUGUUCAUCUCUUGUGACAUACCUAUGGCGCAAUUCAUCAUCAAUUACGACAAUUCACUGCCAGCUUCACAGAGGUUCAUAAUACAUGUCUUGGAUAGCACUCACCUUUUUGUGCAGCCCCAUGCUGCCGAGAUGAUAAGAAGCGCCAUUGCAGAAUUUAGAGACCAGAAUUCAUAUGAGAAGCCUACUUGAAUAAUUUGGAGACCAAAUGUUUGAAUCAUAUCAUGGCUUACAAGCUUUACUCCAGCACUUUGUCGACUGAAGCUCUUAGUUAAUAGGAAUCCCAGCUCCCUCUAAGAGAAAUUAUAUUACCUUGUAGUCGGAAGACAUGGAAGUUUGAAUGAUACCAUGCUUUGUAUUAAAUGUAGUGAACCGUGUUUCGAUUGCGAUAAUAAAAUUUUGGUUGAUCCUCUGUUUGCUGA
Molecule: messenger RNA, 808 nt
Organism: Malus domestica (apple)
Lineage: Eukaryota; Viridiplantae; Streptophyta; Magnoliopsida; Rosales; Rosaceae
Product: general transcription and DNA repair factor IIH subunit TFB5
Biological process (GO): nucleotide-excision repair, preincision complex assembly; nucleotide-excision repair; transcription by RNA polymerase II
Cellular component (GO): transcription factor TFIIH holo complex; transcription factor TFIIH core complex
Source: RefSeq, a predicted model, not a curated record